Molecule: messenger RNA, 3779 nt
Organism: Python bivittatus (Burmese python)
Lineage: Eukaryota; Metazoa; Chordata; Lepidosauria; Squamata; Pythonidae
Source: RefSeq, a predicted model, not a curated record
UUCUCGCAGGGCUCCCGCGCCCGGUUCUGAGGGGCAGCCGCUCCUGGAGAGUAUGCACAAUGUCUUCCUUAUCAUCUGCAAGAACUGCAUCAGUACCACCAUCUUCAGUCAUAUUAAGUGUCAGAAGGACAGAAUCCCAUGAUAUUCCUAAUAUUGUCAGUCUUAUGAAAUAUGACACAGAAAGAUUGUUUGGCAGGAUUAAUGUCAUAUAUCUUUUAGAAAAAGCUAAUCUUGCAGUGACUGUGAUUAAUCACAAAAAUGUAAGUGUUGCUCAUGCUGCAUUUCUGGAUUAUCCUAGCUGGGAUGUUGUUGAUGAGGCCAACUGGGAAGCAUAUAUGAAAGAAAACUAUGCUCAGGACAAGUGUACACCUUUGAAUACAUUGUUUAUGCAUCUGUUUGUAACAACUGAUGAAUAUGCAGUUGAUUGUUGUCAUGAAAUUAUGAAGACUGUUUUUAAAACUGUACCAGAACUACAUUUCAUACUUCUCUUCAUACCAUCUCAAGAGGAAUUGGGUAUAGACUUGGCAGCUGCUUUUGUGCCAAUGAUGAGUCAUUUCAGUUCAACUCUGAAUAUGGAAUAUAGCCUCCAUGUGUCACACAGGCAUCAAUAUUGUCCCCAGCUGUAUAUUCGCUGUGCCAGGGUAGAAGACCAUGAUGAUCUCACACCAAUCUUUUCACGGCACAAUGAUACUCUGAGGCAAACCUAUGGAGAAUAUUUCCUCGCUGAACUGAUAGAAGCUCAAGAUGAAAAGAAUCUUGCUGUAGUUUGUGAGGAUGAUGGCGUAGCAGUGGGUUUCAUGAGCAUAUGCUCUGAAGUGAAUACACAGCUGCUUCAUGACUGCUUUGACUUGAGUCUUUUCCAUGGACUUUGCAAACCACACCCAGAUGAUAUUCUUAAACCACCGUGCAUUCCAAGUGAAAUUACAGGUGAUGAAAACAGUAGCUUAGGAAGUCAAAAAGAAGAAAUGAUGGAUACCCAAAAUACAGAUAUCCAGAGACCCAGCAAAAUUGGAAGUGUCUUUUCUCAAGCUUCAGUUGUAUCAAAGAAAAAAGGUAUAACUCACCAGGUGUCACAAAAAGAGGGAAUACUUGCUCAGUUUUCAUUAGAACUGGCAUUAGAAAGCAACAGAAAUAAGGAUCUGAAAGCAACUGAAACACCAUCUACCUCUACUGUUAGUUUUGACAGACAACCUUUCUGUCCCCUGUAUAAAGGAGCAGUAAAUGCCUUUUGUAUUCAGCUCUUCUGUAUUGAUGAGCAACACGAAACAAGGUCACUGGAUUUCUUAAAUUUUGUUUUUAAUCUUUUCCCAGACAAAGACUUCUGCAUCAUCACAGUGCCACAUAUGGUCCCUGAAUUUCAUCUGAUCCAGAGUUUUGUUAGGAUUAUUCCCUUUAAUAAUUGUACACUGGAUCAGGAGCUCUAUGUAUUUCACCGUUCUGGAUUGCUCAAGUCUUUUCUUGUAAGAGCAGCAAAAUCUAGUGAUGUCUUUGGUAUUGAAAGACUAAUACAAACCCUGGAAUUGAACACAAGUGUAUUGAAUGACUUAAAUAAGUACUUAUCAGCACGAAGAGAUCCAGAUGGGAUACCAGUUCAGGCAUUUGUAGCAGAGGUUUUGAAUCAAAUAGUUGGAAUAUCUGUUAUUAGAAAUGAAAUGGACAUUGAAUAUAUUCGCUCACACUACAACAUUGAAGAUUUUAUCUAUUUCAGUCAUUACCAACAGGAAGAACAUGGCCACCUUUACCAUUUUGCUCUCAAUCCAAUCUUUCAUCAUUAUGCCAAACAUUUUAUGAAGGAGAUACUUCGGUUAGCCCACAAAUCUUGUCUCUAUUAUCCUAUUUAUCCCCAGCCUGAAGAAGGCAAGUUCCAGAAUCCCUGUGCCCAUUCCCUGACAUCUGCCCUACAUUACAUGGUUCCCGUGCGACCAAGACGACAGAUUGUCUAUCCUCUGGAAAAGCUUGGCAUAAAUGCUCCAUCAAAGCAAGUCUCUAAGGAUCAGUUAAAGUACGCAUUGUAUCACUUCAAUCGAAAGUUGUCCUUGGAGCCUAAAGUGUCGGUCAGUUGUAGAAUAGUAGUUGUUGGAGCAUCAAAUGUUGGAAUCUCCUUCCUGGAGACACUGAUUUUUUGCCCACACCUGAAAUUCAACAACCUUACAUUGAUUUCAGCUCAUGGACUUCCAGGGAAAGAUGAAUCAAAUAAUCUGCAUAAGCGAUUUUUAAUUAACAGUUAUUGUUUUAAUGAGGAUGAUUAUGCACUGAUGUCACUUGGUUCAUGGAUUAAUGUUGUGGCUGGAAAAAUGACUGCUAUAAACAGAUCUGCAAAACAUGUAAUAGUUUCCAAGGAGAAAAAAGUGCCAUAUGAUCAUCUCAUUCUCUGCACUGGCCAACAGUAUCAGGUCCCAUGUCCUACUGGUGCAGAUAUCAAAAAAUUGUGGACCAACAGAGAGGUAUCAACAAACUAUCAACAAAGAUAUGUAGGAGUAGUGCCUUCCAAUCUUUUUAUUAUUUCUGAUGAUGAAGAUGCAUUAACAGCAAUGAAGUGGCUAAAAGAAAAUGUGAUUGAUUCCACAGGGAAUAUUAUUGUCUAUGGUAAUAAAAUUGAUGUUUACACCACUAUAGAAUCCCUCUUAUCAUUAGGAAUUAGUGGCUAUCGUAUACACCUUGUGCACCCUCCCUUGUACUCCAACAUUACUUCUCUCAAUAACAACGCAAUAGAAAAGGCUGUCAAGAAAGCACUGUCCAGGGCUGGUGUAACUGAACACCGUGAUAGUCUGUUGGCUCAAUGGAAUGAUGGCAAUCAUCCAGAUCCAAUCGCAUCUGCAUCUUUCACUACUAAUACAAAACCAUUUAAGUUGCAAUGUUCUGCAUUCUUUAACUUUACCAAAAGAAGAGUGGAUUAUGAGACUUUCAGAGCAGUUAAUGACGCCUGUCUUGUCUAUGAUGGGAGGCUUGUGAUUGAUACCAACUUCCAUACUAAUGAUGUGGCCAUCAGAGCUGGAGGUCCUUUAACCAAAUUUUCCAAUAUAUACUAUGCUAAUGAAUGGACACACAGCAAUUUCAGCUCAAAGGAGAUUGGUUUUCAGCUUGCAGCAACCAUGCUGAAUCUUUUUGAUCCAACUCUAGAACCAAUCUUUGAACCUCCAGAAGAUAUGGAUAGACUAAUUCCUAUGUACAAAGGAUGCAAAAUUCAAGGUGGUGUUCUACCUGGAAAAUAUCAUUAUGUGCAUAUUUUUAAACCUGGGAUUCCUGCCCGCUUGGAUGUACAAGAAUCACAACCUAAUUAUGGGAUUGCAAUCACAACAGGAGAUGCAGUAAAGGGAAAUUACUUCAGAAUACAUGUCAACCAGUACAACAUGAUAGAAACCAUUACUUGCUUUUCAAAGGAAGUUAUUCCUGUUUCCAACUACAUAUGUUUAUUUGGACAGCAUGAACGUCUUCUUAAUAAUCUUUGUUCUCGCUGGAGGGAGGGACUGAUCUCAAAUCUCUAUAGCUACUUUAAGGAACCUUGGGCCUUGGCCAUCUAUCAUGAUCGUUUUACUGAUCUGAAGAAAGAACUACGUCAGAUCUUAGUAUCUGUUCAGGAGGAAGAUGUUCCUUCAAUGCAAGAACUUGUGCGUCAAGUAGUAGAAGGUGAACUUUCAUUACUUGAAAGACCAAAAACAUAUCUCAAACGAUCCUUUAAGCAAAGUAUAUACAAGAACCUGGUAGAGAAAAGCAUUCUCAAUUAUCUGAAUUAUAACAAUUAUCAUCUACCAAUGUUUGCCUGGCCAGGAAUAGUUUAG